Aspergillus eucalypticola CBS 122712 is the source of this 3197-nucleotide messenger RNA. Its product is annotated as AP-2 complex subunit alpha. Bases 203 to 3016 code for a protein of 937 amino acids. The transcript is spliced from 5 exons. Gene Ontology annotation, biological process: intracellular protein transport; clathrin-dependent endocytosis. Gene Ontology annotation, molecular function: clathrin-cargo adaptor activity. Gene Ontology annotation, cellular component: membrane coat; AP-2 adaptor complex. Lineage: Eukaryota; Fungi; Ascomycota; Eurotiomycetes; Eurotiales; Aspergillaceae. The record is from RefSeq and is a predicted model, not a curated record.
GGCUCCUCCACUUGGCUCACCAUUGCCCUUGCGCCAUGUUCCAUGCACCAUAGCCACUGAAGCGGAAUUGACAACGAACAAACCCGAAAGGAGGGACUGGACAUGAUUUUCAAGAACCACGAAUCCGACAGCUCUCGAUUUGAUUUCCCGCUCUAAUAAUUGAUCCUUAAUUGUUCUCACGUCAUAUGCUAUAUCGGUCAACAUGUCGUCUAUGCGAGGUUUGGUUCAGUUCAUCGCCGACUUGCGAAAUGCAAGAGCGCGCGAACUCGAAGAGAAGCGGGUGAAUAAGGAAUUGGCCAACAUUCGGCAGAAAUUCAAGGGUGGCAGUUUAAAUGGUUAUCAGAAGAAGAAAUACGUUUGCAAGUUGCUCUACGUCUACAUUCAAGGAUACGAUGUCGACUUCGGUCACCUCGAGGCCGUGAACCUGAUUUCCUCCAACAAAUACUCCGAGAAGCAGAUCGGUUACCUGGCGGUCACUCUCUUUUUACACGAGCAGCAUGAACUGCUCCACCUGGUUGUCAACAGUAUACGGAAGGAUCUGUUAGAUCACAAUGAGUUGAAUAACUGUCUAGCCUUGCACGCGGUUGCGAACGUCGGCGGAAGAGAAAUGGGCGAGGCGCUUUCGACAGAUGUCCAUCGGCUCCUGAUUAGCCCUACCUCCAAGGCCUUUGUCAAGAAGAAGGCUGCGCUGACCCUCCUUCGACUGUAUCGCAAGUUCCCCGACAUUGUACAGAACGCUUGGGCGGAACGGAUAAUCUCCUUGAUGGAUGACCCCGAUAUGGGUGUCACGCUUUCGGUCACCUCGCUUGUAAUGGCAUUGGCCCAGGAUAAACCCGAUGAGUACAAAGGUUGCUACGUCAAGGCCGCACAUCGCCUGAAAAGGAUAGUGGUAGAUAACGACAUUGCCUCCGACUACCUUUACUACCGCGUGCCAUGUCCUUGGAUUCAGGUCAAGCUGUUGCGGUUGCUGCAGUACUAUCCUCCAGCAGAGGAUAGCCAUGUUCGCGAGAUUAUCCGUGAGUCUCUACAGCAAAUCAUGAACUUGGCCAUGGAUGCACCGAAGAAUGUCCAGCAGAACAAUGCCCAGAAUGCCGUUCUUUUCGAGGCGAUCAAUCUCCUCAUCCAUCUCGAUACCGAGCACAGCCUUAUGAUGCAAAUAUCUACACGUCUUGGAAAGUACAUCCAGUCGCGAGAAACAAAUGUUCGGUACUUGGGGUUGGAAGCCAUGACGCAUUUCGCGGCUCGGGCCGAGACUCUAGAUCCUAUCAAGAAGCACCAGAAUAUCAUUCUCGGAUCGCUCCGGGACCGUGAUAUCAGUGUUCGGCGCAAAGGUCUGGAUUUGGUUUAUAGUAUGUGCGACACCACAAACGCCGGUCCGAUUGUGAACGAGCUACUGCGCUACCUUCAGACGGCCGACUACGCCAUCCGCGAGGAGAUGGUGCUGAAGGUUGCUAUUCUCACCGAGAAAUAUGCCACCGACGCGCAGUGGUACAUUGACAUGACCCUUAAGCUUCUGUCGCUGGCUGGAGAUCAUGUCAACGACGAAGUGUGGCAACGAGUAAUCCAGAUCGUGACCAACAACGAAGAGCUGCAGGCUUAUGCAGCACACAACUUGCUUGGAUAUCUGAAGACCGAUUGUCAUGAGAGCUUGGUGAAGAUUGGAUGCUAUGUUCUAGGUGAAUUUGGCCAUCUGAUCGCCGACAAUCAAGGCUCAAGUCCCAUUGAGCAGUUCUUGGCGCUGCAAGCAAAGAUGAUCACCAGCACUGACACGACACGAGCGAUGAUUCUGUCCUCCUUUGUCAAAUUUGUCAACCUCUUCCCCGAGAUCAAACCUCAACUUCUGCACAUAUUCCGUUUGUAUAGCCACUCCCCCGAUUCUGAAUUGCAGCAGCGUGCUUUUGAAUACCUGUCGCUGGCGACGCUUCCCACCGAUGACCUUCUGCGAACGGUGUGCGACGAGAUGCCACCCUUCUCGGAACGCGCCUCGAUUCUGCUCUCUCGGCUGCACCAGAAGACGGCCGGCACGACAGAGAAGAAGACGUGGGUGGUGGGCGGCAAGGAUGCCAACGCCGACAAACAAGAGGUGCUCAUGGCGCAGAACACGGGACUGAAGCGCAGCUUCACCACAAUCGUCAAUGGCCACAAGACCGGGGCCAAUGGCACGACAGCCACGUCGGGGGCAUCGGGCGACCUAGCAGGACUGGAUCUCAGCGCCCCAUCAGGCCCGCCGCCGAACAUGGCCAGUGCGGCUCAUCUCACGCCGGACUGGGAUAUCGGGUACAACCGACUCUACUUUGGCGACGAAGGUGUGCUGUUCGAGGAUGCGCAAAUUCAAGUUGGGCUGCGCUCCGAGUACCGGGGGCAUAUGGGUGUGGUGAAGAUCUACAUCUCUAAUAAAUCGUCCUACUCUAUCGGGUCCCUUACGACGACGGUGGAUAACCCGGCUGCACCGAACCUAAAGAUUGACACGAAGAGUCUUCCCGAUCCAUCGGUGCCUGCCGUGGGUCAGACGCAGCAGACGUUCUUGGUUGAGGGGCGCGGGCCUUUCACGGAAGCGCCGACGAUCCGCAUUUCAUAUCUUGCGGGAGCGCUCCAGGCAUACACGUUACAGCUGCCCAUUCUCAUGCACCGAUACAUGGAGCCAUCGGCGUUGUCGGCAGAAGAUUUCUUCAAGCGCUGGCGGCAAAUUGGUGGGGGCCCGCUGGAGGCACAGAAAACAUUUGGCGUUACGGCGCGACACAAGGAAAUUGGCGAGUCGUUUACACGACGGGUGGUGGAAGGCUUUGGGUGGAAGAUCCUGGACAACGUGGAUCCGAAUCCGAAGAACAUCGUGGGCUGUGCAGUGUACCAGUUUGCUGAGGGCAAGACGGGCUGUCUCCUGCGACUGGAGCCCAACUAUGAGAGAUCGAUGUACCGAAUCACGAUCCGCGCGACACAGGAAUCGGUGCCGCAGGCAUUGGCCAAGCAGAUGGAGCAGAAGCUGUCACAGGGAGAGCGAGGAGACAGUGGGCGAUGAUGCUCGGGGUGUGUCAUGCUGCAUGUUUGAUUCUUCGUACUCCGCCAGGUGGCAGAUGGCGGGGGGUGUAUUUAUUACUGAUAUCGCACAUAUAUACCUGGGACAUGCGGGACGCUUGUUCUUUCCUUUCAUCUUAAUGUACAGGCAGCAGUCGAAGUUUACUGUCUUGGUUUCCCUUCCU